Cutaneotrichosporon cavernicola is the source of this 522-nucleotide messenger RNA. RefSeq lists its product as uncharacterized. The coding region runs from base 1 to 522 and encodes 173 amino acids. The transcript is spliced from 2 exons. The record is from RefSeq and is a predicted model, not a curated record. NCBI's taxonomy places the organism in Eukaryota, Fungi, Basidiomycota, Tremellomycetes, Trichosporonales, Trichosporonaceae.
AUGGAGGUCCCACUGUAUCACCACACUGUGCGGGUGUACUCGUCGCCGUCGACUGAAUGUCUCCUCCAGCGCCCGGGUGGGCCACGGUUCGCCACGCAGGAGACGGACCCAUUCGGCGACCCGUAUCUCGUUGGCGUACAGGUCGGUUUCCGGCGGCGGUCCCUCGGUACGCGCCCGGCGUGGGAUGACAGCGAGGAGGCACCUGCUCCGACAGGCAGGCGGUGGAGUGUGGCGGCGCUCGAGGUUGGGCGUAAGGCGCGCAACAGCCUGCGACGAGCGAGCCAUGGUUCCCCACUCUCUGGCUCGCCACUCGCCAGUGAACGCGAGCGCAGUCUGUCCUUGUCAACUCAAGCUCCGAGCGCGUCCGCGUCGCCAAAGUUUGCUUCAAGCCCUCUCCCCUGCCAACCUGAGGUUGUGGAGGACAUGGUCACGGCGCAGGCACAAGAACCCCUCAGCCGCAGGCGAGGGAGCCUGCACAAGUGGUUACGGCACGAGAAGCGCGAGACCAAGCCGGCCGAGUGA